Molecule: messenger RNA, 3879 nt
Organism: Sardina pilchardus (European sardine)
Lineage: Eukaryota; Metazoa; Chordata; Actinopteri; Clupeiformes; Clupeidae
Gene: pdlim5b
Product: PDZ and LIM domain 5b
Exons: 13
Coding region: 185-2002 (605 amino acids)
Biological process (GO): heart development; actin cytoskeleton organization; muscle structure development
Cellular component (GO): stress fiber; filamentous actin; adherens junction
Molecular function (GO): muscle alpha-actinin binding; actin binding
Source: RefSeq, a predicted model, not a curated record
CAGCGAGAAAAGACGAGUUUGAGGCGGAAGUACGAAUUGUCGUUCCUCAGUUCUCAGCUAAGCGUUGGGUCACAAGCUUCCUCGUUUACACGGCUUCAGCGACUCUUUUUCUAAGGACGACUUCUAAUUGAUUUGGAUCUUUGAAGCCCGUUGGUCCCAUCCAUCCGCAGCGAUUCAACCAAUCAUGAGCAGCAGCUACAGCGUCUCCCUCAUUGGUCCCUCCCCCUGGGGAUUCCGACUGCAGGGUGGGAAGGACUUCUGCAUGCCCCUCACCAUCUCAAAAUUGACAGAUGGGGGGAAGGCAUCCAAAGCCAAGAUCAGUGUUGGAGACACCGUGCUGUCCAUCGACGGCAUCUCCACAGACGGAAUGACCCAUCUGGAGGCCCAGAACAAGAUCAAGGCCUGCACCGGCAACCUGAACCUCACCCUGCAGAAGGGCACUCCAAAAGCAGAUACAACCCCUAAGGCCGAGUCCCAGGAGAUCUUCAAGCCCGUGCCCAUCACCCACGCGUCCGCCUCGCCCGUGCCCUUCUCCAGCGGCGGGAGCACGGGCAGCGGCGGCGGCAGCGGGCGCGGCAGCCCCGCCAACCCCGCCUACAACAAGACGGCGCGGCCCUUCGGCGGCGGCGGCAGCGCGGCCCCCUCCUCGGGCGUGUCCAUCCCCUCGGCCUCGUCCGCCUUCACCCCUCACGCUCAGCAGCAGCAGCCGCCGCCCAUGCGCGCCUUCCCCGCGCCCUCCUCCUCUUCCUCGGCCUCUUCCUCGGCCUCAUCCUCUCCGGCCCGGGGUGCGCCGCCGCCGCCGGCGAACGCCAACGCCAACACAGGGGGCUCGGGCGUGCCGCACUCGUCCGUCUACAACACGCCCAUCCAGCUGUACUCCAACGUCAACGCGUGCGAGGUGGCCAUGGGGCAGCGGCGGGGGCUGUACGAGGGCAAGGGGGGCGUGGAGCUCGUUAACGGGACGGCGAAGAAGCCGGUGCUGACGGCGGAGCAGCGUGAGGCGGUGGCGGCCCCGGUGGUGGCGGCCCCCGACGCCAGUAAGAAGCGGCUGAUGGAGGACACGGAGGACUGGCACCCGCGCACCGGCACCACCCAGUCACGCUCCUUCCGCAUCCUGGCCCAGAUCACCGGCACCGAGAACGAUCAAGCUCCAGAGAACAGCUCUGCAAAGAAUGAAGUGGUCGAAGAUAUUCACUCCAGUGCUCCCCUGAAAUCCAAAGUGUCCUCCGGAGGCCCUCGCCAUGGCAACGGAGUGGCCCCACCUGCCUCCAAGCCCUGGCAGUCCAGCAACACAGCAGGUCUGCCCAAGGCAGGUGUCCAGCCGUCGUUCGGCCGCGUGAGCAGUGGCGGUGGUGGUGGUGCUCCCAAGCUCCCUCCGGCCCGGCCCGCCCCCCAGGCCCACCCCAUGGACCAGGACUCCCUGGUGCAGCGCGCCGAGCAUGUGGCAGCCGGGACCCGCACGCCCAUGUGUGCCGCCUGCAAUGUGGUCAUCAGGGGUCCGUUCCUGGUGGCCAUGGGCAAGGCGUGGCACCCUGAGGAGUUCAACUGCGCCCACUGUCGCACCACGCUGGUGGAAGUGGGUUUCGUGGAGGAGCGGGGCAACGUCUACUGCGCGAACUGCUACGAGGAGUUCCUGGCCCCCAGCUGCGCCGGCUGCCAGGGGAAAGUACUCGGGGAAGUGAUCAACGCUCUGAAGCAGACGUGGCACGUGUCCUGCUUCUUGUGCACGACCUGCCAGCAGCCCAUCCGCAACAACACCUUUCAUCUGGAGGAUGGACAGCCCUACUGCGAGAAAGAUUACUAUGAGCUCUUUGGGACGAGCUGCCAUGGCUGUGACUUCCCCAUCGAGGCUGGAGACAAGUUCCUGGAGGCUCUGGGCUUCACCUGGCACGACACCUGCUUUGUGUGCGCGGUCUGCCAGACAAGCCUGGAGGGCCAGGCGUUCUUCUCCAAGAAGGACAAGCCCCUGUGCAAGAAACAUGCCCACACUGUCAAAAUCUAAAACCCAAGCCUGUGCCCGCAGGAGAAGAAGCCAGGGUGCACACAGAAAACAAACAAACAAACAAACAAACAAACAAACAAACGACAUAAAACAGAUGGCCUAUUCUACAAGCUGUUGAUAUUCUUAAUUUGUGGAGAAGAGUGUGUUUAAGCAUACAUGUUGAUAGGUGUCGCUAAGAUGUUGAGGUGUUUGGUGUGGGGAACUGAUGCUUCUACUUUCAUGUAUUUCUUUCAUGGACAUUGAGCUGAAUGAUCAUAAGGUGACCACGAUGCUCAGGUGCCGUGAUUUAACUCUAGACAUUUCACCUUUAGUGCACUUUUUUAAAAUAGAACGUUUCUCUUCCAUUACUGCAUUCAAAAUGUGAGGAUUCCAAAGCAGAAUCAUCUGAUGAUGAGGUUUGGAUUUCCUCCAAAAAAAGGGCCAAUAGCAGGCAGGCUACACUUGGCUCGUAACUGAAGUGUUCCAUUCACGUAGCGCCUGCUGCAACAAUUAGCUUUGACUAUCAUCAAUAGAACAGUCUACACCAGACAUACAGUAAUAGCGGCGUGUACAUUCCAAUAAAAUUAGACCAGUCUUCUAAAACUAUCUUUACGCUACGCAAAACAGAGCGUUUCAGUUUCAUACCCUGUGUAGCCCGGGCCUAAGAAUAUAUCAAACCAUAGUUAGCAAGGGUCAAUGCAGCUAAUACAGCUUCAUGCACUGUUGUGGUUGCUAGGUAAAGUAUUUCAAUGUGUUCGUUAAGCUGGUCUCUAAGCUAAUUGUAGACAAAUGAAAUAGGAAGAAACUCAUUAACCACAGGCUUAGUUUAAUGGUCUGUGUGCAUUUACAAGACUACGGGCCUCUCUCAACAUCCCUCCUCGAUCCUCGAUGCUCGGUCCUCCAGACUCGUUCCCAGUCUAGCCCUGGAUAGACUAUCCCAUUGUUGCUGCCCCAUCAUUCUUUAUCUAGAUCAGUGAGGACGAGGACCGAGGAAGGAAGGGAGGAUGUAUAAAAGACGAAUGAGAGGCCUCCUAUGUAUCCUAAGAUAAAAAAAAACAUAGAUAGGUUUCUAAUGACUCUCUGAUAAGGUGGGUAUCUUAUAGCUCUAUGAUGAUGUUAUCCACUUAGGAAACUUCAGCACUGAGUCAAUCAACAGUUUGGUCUGCGUAAAGUCUAUCAGGGAAACAAGCAGUGGAACCUGUUAGGGUCGGAGGUCACACACUUUUCUUUUCCCUAUUAAAGUGUGCCUCUGGACCAGUCAACUCCACCAUGUCUUUCUCCUCUUUUGUUGCUGAGGUGAGCCUCAGUUUUAUUUAACCUGCUCUAUUUAUUUUAGUGGAAGGGAAGACUUUGGGGUUCUUAGAGCUUUGCACAAUUUCACUGCACUGAUGGUCCAUGUAGUUUAGGGGCAGUGAUGUUUUUUUUUAUAUAAAAGAUUUGUUUUUAUAUGUUUAAAUGAUCUUGUUUUAAGUCAUUGCAACGUACGUCUCUCUUGUACCCUGCAGUGUUGCGUUAAAGUUCAAUUUAAUUGUGUUAAAUCGAUGCCAACAUUGUGCCUUAGUGCUUCCAAGUCAAUUCUUGAAGCAUUUUUCUCUUUAAGCAGUUAACAUUGUGACAGUUAACAUUUAACAAUAUGUUGCUAAAGAAUAUUUGCUGUUAACAGAAAUUUUGCCUUUGUACCUAUUUAAAAUGGAAAUAUUGAGAUGAAUUUGGGAGAUAUGCUUCUAAAAAAGUAUGGUAAUUGUAAAAAAAAACAUUGGUUAGAUUGUAUUAUGUUUGUUGUCAGUCACUUUAUGGAUGUCUAAAAGUUGCCAUGUCUAUCAGUUUUUCACAGCCAUUGUCAGUAUGUUUUCCAUGUGGAAAAACCUCUAAUAAAGAGUAUUGAUCUGGGACAUACA